GUUAAACCUGCGAAGAUGCCGUGUGUCAGCUCUCAUCUCGACCAGAUGGUGAAGAUGCCUUGUAGCUACAGCUCUGUGGUUGAUGAAAUCCUCAUGGUAGAGCAGAUCCUGUCAGAGUUCACGCUGAAUAAGGAAGAGCUCAAAGAAGUCAUGAAGAGGAUGCAGCGUGAGAUGGAGAGAGGACUGCGUUUAGAGACGCAUGAAGAAGCCAGUGUCAAAAUGCUUCCAACGUAUGUCUGCUCCACCCCUGAGGGAUCAGAGGUGGGCGACUUCCUGGCUCUGGACCUGGGGGGGACGAACUUCCGUGUGAUGCUGGUGAAGGUGGGUGAAGAUGAGGAGAGGAGCUGGAAGGUGGAGACCAAGAACCAGAUGUACUCCAUUCCUGAAGAUGCCAUGACAGGCACUGCUGAAAUGCUGUUUGACUACAUAGCAGAGUGUAUGUCAGACUUUUUGGACAAACAUCAUAUCAAGCACAAAAAGCUUCCUCUGGGUUUCACCUUCUCCUUUCCUGUACGACAUGAGGACAUUGACAAGGGUAUCCUGCUUAACUGGACCAAAGGCUUCAAGGCAUCUGGGGCAGAAGGGAACAAUGUUGUGGGUUUACUCAGAGAUGCUAUCAAGAGACGAGGGGACUUUGAGAUGGAUGUGGUUGCCAUGGUGAAUGACACAGUAGCCACCAUGAUUUCCUGCUAUUAUGAGGAUCGCAGCUGUGAAGUCGGGAUGAUUGUUGGCACUGGUUGCAAUGCGUGUUACAUGGAGGAGAUGAGGACUGUGGAGCUGGUAGAAGGGGAGGAGGGCCGGAUGUGUGUGAACACAGAGUGGGGGGCGUUUGGAGACAACGGGGAGCUGGAGGAGUUCAGGCUGGAGUACGACAGAGUGGUAGACGAGACCUCGAUUAACCCUGGACAUCAGCUUUUUGAGAAGCUGAUCAGCGGGAAGUACAUGGGUGAGCUGGUGAGGCUUGUUCUGAUGAAGCUGGUGAAUGAAGACCUGCUGUUUAACGGCGAAGCCUCAGAGCUGCUGAAGACACGUGGCAGCUUUGAGACGCGCUAUGUCUCACAGGUGGAGAGUGACACCGGGGACAGGAAACAAAUCUACAACAUCCUGUCGUCACUGGGUGUUCUGCCGUCAGAGCUGGACUGUGACAUCGUGCGUCUGGUCUGUGAGAGUGUUUCCACUCGCUCUGCUCAUAUGUGCGGCGCAGGCCUUGCUGGUGUGAUCAACCGGAUGAGGGAGCGACGCAGCCAGGAAGCCCUGGAGAUCACAGUGGGGGUUGAUGGAUCUGUCUACAAGCUGCACCCAUGUUUCCGCGAGAGGUUCCACAAGAUCGUCAGGGACCUAACGCCUCACUGCGAGAUCACCUUCAUCCAGUCGGAGGAGGGCAGCGGUCGUGGAGCUGCUCUUAUCUCAGCCGUGGCCUGUAAGAUGGCCGCGUGCAUGCUGACACAGUAA
Chelmon rostratus (copperband butterflyfish) is the source of this 1452-nucleotide messenger RNA. It is a transcript of the gene gck, whose product is annotated as glucokinase (hexokinase 4). Gene Ontology annotation, molecular function: mannokinase activity; glucokinase activity; fructokinase activity. Gene Ontology annotation, biological process: glycolytic process; intracellular glucose homeostasis; regulation of insulin secretion. NCBI's taxonomy places the organism in Eukaryota, Metazoa, Chordata, Actinopteri, Chaetodontiformes, Chaetodontidae. The record is from RefSeq and is a predicted model, not a curated record. Gene Ontology annotation, cellular component: cytosol; mitochondrion. Bases 16 to 1452 code for a protein of 478 amino acids. The transcript has 10 exons.